UGGUUGCCCACGUGACCAUACUAAGCGACGCAUACGAGCCGCGUUACAGUGGUGCCUGCCACCUGCGGUAUCCGGGCCCUUCAACCAUGCGUCCUCGAACCGUUGUUUGCCUACUGAUCCUCAGCAUCGUCCUGGUGACUGUGGGCUUCACGAUGCUCGUCUUGUUCGUUCCGCAGCUCCGGUUCCCCAAGACUCAAAUCACGUGCGACACUCCGGCGAAAAUGCAACGAGCGUCGCCGCAUACCGACGCAGCGGCUGUCGCGGCCAAGGAGGACGGCGCUGCCGCUCCGCCAUUGUCGCCAUUCCUGCACGCAACGCCAGCCGCUGCCGUCAAGACUGCGGUCUUGGCCCAGGGCCGGCAUCUGCCAAAGCCGAUAGGCUUUCCCGUCGUCGCCGUCGUGCUGGGCUUCUUGCUGCUGUGGCUGCUGCGCACCACCGGGAUUCUGCUGCCGGCGCUCAUAGCCGCGUCGGCCCUGGCUGCGCUCGUCGUGCCCCUGGGUCACCGAACGGCGCCCACGGAGACCGGAGGCCCGACGUGCGGACUCAGCGCCAUCUGCCGCCUCACCGAGACGGCUCGAACCAACGUGCACCUGCGCAUGGAACUGGCCGGCCUUCCCGAGCCGUACGUGAAGCACGUCGGCCGUCUGCUGGCACUCCUGCAGGGCAUCAACUGCGACCGCGUCGAGCAGAGCUGCAGUCGCAUCUCGUUCUCGGACCUGCUUCCUUUCUGAGAAGGCACGUCUUGCAGACGGCAUGGCUCGAGACAAACCGCCUCGCGAGACCGAAUGACAAAGGACUAACUCACCCGCAUGCAUUACCAUAGGCUGUGUACUUAAGACUACUCGUUUCAGCGUUUGGCAAAACAUUGUUUCAUUCUGCAUGUACCGGCCAACCAUAGCGACAUCUGGUGACAGGCGAAUGAGCAAACCCUCUCUGUCAGCCUCAAAAUCAAGGAACCCAUGUUUCUGCCCCAGCUGGGAUUUUAGCCGCUGACAACAGCACGUUUUAGAUCUUUCCGUGCUGCUCUCGUUUUCAAUUACUUAAGCACUGUACAUGUACCAUGGCGCCCUUGAAGAGGGAUAGAGGCGGAUGUAUGCAUAUGGCUCUGUACCAGGAAAUAAAAGUGCUGAGGGAAGUUAGCGCUGAAAAUUG
Molecule: messenger RNA, 1152 nt
Organism: Dermacentor andersoni
Lineage: Eukaryota; Metazoa; Arthropoda; Arachnida; Ixodida; Ixodidae
Source: RefSeq, a predicted model, not a curated record